AUGUUUGGGCUGGUUCUGAUGGUUACCAAGUACGUGCUCUUUGUCGAUGCAGGGUGUCACCACCUCAAUAGCGCUAAUAGCUCCAAUGGCAGCAGCACAGGUUAUCACUGGUUCCAUGUCAACGGUAACAAGAUUGAGACGGGCGGCUACAUGCAUAUCUCGUUGAUCCUCUUCUCAGCCUUUAUCUCGUUUCUCCAGAUCCCGGAAUACAUUUCGCUUGCUUGUGGGACCUAUGAAUGGCUUAAACCCCGCCCUCCAACUUCCCGCUCUUGUAACUCUGUCACUACCCGCUCUUGUUGCUAUGUAGUGUCUUCUUCAGUGGGUGUGGUACUUUGUUUGGUUGGACUAGGAGGGGUUGUGCUUUACUUCGCUAUAAACAUGGAAUUAGAGGAGGAGAGUUGUAAGGAGGACAAUAGCUAUAGACACACAUUGGUUGUGUUGCAUAUGAUACAUAGUGUGAUAGACUUCUUGAGUACUGUGUUGGCUUUUGUGGUUCGCCUCUGGAUGAUAUACCAUACGUACAAGGUUAUGAAGAUAUGGUCCAUACCUGAGGCUAUCAAUGAGGAGAAACGAGCAGAUGAAUUAUCAAGCAGUAAAACUGCACAGCAACUAGCUGAAGAUAAUUUUUACAACGAGUACGAGGUUGAGUAUGAGAAGAGAGGAAAGGAAGCGAAAGAACAAAUGCUGCCCUUUGUCCCGUGGUUCCUGUUUCCCUGGCUGCACUUCUUUGUCCUCACUCUUAUCAACCCUCAUCUUCUGCUAACACCGUGGACACAUGACCACAAUGAACAUAGGUCGGAAGUCAUUGCUAGAAGCCAGCUAUUAUAUUUUGGAAUUGUGAUAGUGUAUUUUGUUCAGAUCGCGGUACAACAUGCGUGUGCCAUGCGAAUGAACCAAUACCACAAAGACUAUCACGCAGAUAUGGAGAAUAGAGUCGUGCACAAGUACGAACGCUAUACAGAGAACCCUCAGACUACUACCAUUGUACCCUCAGUUCCGAACGAUAACCCUCAGACUACUACCGAUGUACCAUUAGUUCCGAACGAUAACCCUCAGAUUACUACCAUUGUACCCUCAGUUCCGAACGAUAACCCUCAGACUACUACCAUUGUACCAUCAGUUCCGAACGAUAACCCUCAGACUACUACCGAUGUACCAUUAGUUCCGAACGAUAACCCUCAGACUACUACCAUUGUACCAUUAGUUCCGAACGAUAACCCUCAGACUACUACCAUUGUACCAUUAGUUCCGAACGAUAACCCUCAGACUACUACCAUUGUACCAUCAGUUCCAGACGAUAGCGUGGUUGAGAAAGAGAAGAAGUACAUUUUCAUAGCAAGUCAGAUCUCAAUGAAAUUCAAGGAUGAGUACAAAUUUGACCCGACCUUUCUCUCCUUUUUCCCAAACGUGAAUGUAGAGAAUCCGUAUUAUUUGUUGGUUUUUAUAGUUGGUAUUGCCGUCAGUACAUAGAAUUUUAUACCAAUGAACGAUUAUAAAAUUGUGGCAUUUUUAGUUUGCUUUUUAGGCAAAUGAACUGUAGAUGUAAUAUUUAUCAUGA
This is a messenger RNA of Halichondria panicea, 1558 nucleotides long. RefSeq lists its product as uncharacterized. The transcript has a single exon. The record is from RefSeq and is a predicted model, not a curated record. Lineage: Eukaryota; Metazoa; Porifera; Demospongiae; Suberitida; Halichondriidae. Bases 1 to 1470 code for a protein of 489 amino acids.